AUUAAAUAAGUGUAUUUUGCAGUUUUUCGAUCUGAUGUUUAUUUUGCUAAAUAUCGCGGGAUUUGUAUUUAAAAUUUACCCCCCACCCCUCUCUGCGAGGGGUCGUGUUUGGUAUCUAUCGAUAGAUUUUUGAAAAAUAUUGAACGUGUAGUUUUUAGUUUUUCGAUCUGACGUUCAUUUCGCGAAAUAUUCGCCUUUUUCUUGUGAAACUUUGUGACUCACGAAUUCCCUUACGCCCCGCUCAAAUCGUCAGAUUUUUUAAAUAUACACUGUUUUGCAUGUACUUAACUUACCUUAUCUUAAUCUGACAAUUUCGAGUAUUUUUAAGGAUAGAUUUCUUUUUUCGGGCCCCCCUAAACGAACUCCCCUGUGUUAAGAGCCAAUAUAUGGCAGAGGUACAUCUGCAGGGUACCACGUUUCUCCCCAUAUGAUAAUCUGACGCGCUCGAGUAACUGCAAAAAUCCCCGCUUGGGCUCCCCUACCAUUACUACUUGAACACUUGAACCAGAAAAUAAUAAGGUGUAGGUCGGUAGAGUUGAUUAGUAAAAUUUGUUCUAUCCUAUUAUAAUACAGAUCAGGCAGUUGUAUAAAUACGAGUAGAAAUAGAAAUACAUACAAACGUACAACUAAACUAAGGUAAGAUGUUUGACUUACAUUUGAAACUGUAUAGGUAAUUAUAAUUUGUAAAUUAAACAUUAAUAUAAUCAAUAUUCAAUAGAAAAAUAUGGAAGGGCGGAAACAACCUGGAUCUUUCUGGCGUAAAAGGAAACAAGAAAAGCAAGAAAGACAAAAUAAAAUUUUGAAAGGUAUACCCAAAAUGACAGCAUUUUUUACACCUGAUGGAAAUCAAGAAGACGACACUACAAAUAUUUCCCAACCCGGUAGUAGUUCUAGUGCUACUAGUGAUAAAUAUAUUCAUACUCAACCACAUGAACUUAUUUUGGAGACUUCAGAAUUAGUACCAGAGCCAGAGCACUUAGUAUCACCUGUUUCAAAAGUAUUAGAAUAUGAAGAAACAACCACCAGUAACUCGGAUCCAAAACAGGAUUUACUUAAUUUUAAAGAUCCGGCACUUUGGCAAGAUUCCCAUAAUUAUGCAGAAAUUAUUCUAGAAAAAUGGGUCGAACAGAAUCUUACAGAUUUGGACUUUUCAACGUCAAAAAGAAAUUUCGGGGAACAACACAGGUAUGCCGGUAAGCAAAUAUUUUAUAAAAGACUUGUUAAUGGAGAAGUGGUUCGCCGCGAUUGGGCAAUUUACUCCGAGAGCACUGGCAAUAUAUUUUGUCUUUACUGUGUAUUAUUUCGGUGAGACCGCAGAAGAGGUGGGCAGAUGAUAUCAAACAAGUCGCGGGCAAGCAGUGGAUGAGAAUUGCCAAGAGUAGAAAUCGAUGGAAGCAAAUGGAAGAGGCCUAUGUCCAGCAGUGGACGAACACAGGCUGAAGAAGAAGUGUAUUAUUUGGAAAUAAAAAGAACCAAUUUAAAACAGGAUUUUCAUUAUGGAAUAAAAGUAAGGAAAGAUUAGACGAACAUGAAAGAUCCAAUGAUCAUAUAGAUAAUCUGAAAAUGUAUAUGACUCGCUUAUUAAAGCAAGGAAGAGUUGAUGUAGAACUCGAAAAGGAAAUUAGCACUGCGAAAGAAUAUUGGGUGAAAGUACUAGAAAGAAUCAUAAGUGUAAUAAAGUUUCUGGCUACUAGGGAAUUGGCAUUUAGAGGUACUCAUGAAAGAAUUGGAGAAAAACGGAAUGGAAACUACUUAGGUUUACUGGAACUAUUGUCAGAAUAUGAUCCAUUUUUGAAAAAUCAUAUUAAUAAACGAGCAAAUUUAGCAAUCGAGUCAUUGAUGAAAUUGUUAGACAAAUUAAGGCAAACAAAUACUAUUCUAUAAGUGUAGAUUCAACACCUGACAUAACACACCAUGACCAACUUACAGUGAUUUUGAGAUAUUGUGACAAUAAAGGGAAUCCCGUGGAAAGAUUCGUGGGAUUUUAUAAAAACACUGGGCAUAGCUCACAACAACUUGAGGAAACAGUUAUUGGGAUGUUAGAGUCUUUGAAAUUAUAUAUUAAGAACUGUAGAGGCCAGUCUUACGACAAUGCCAGUAAUAUGAGUGGAAAGUAUUCUGGUUUGCAAGCACGUAUUAAAGCUUACAAUGAUUUAGCUCUCUUUGUGCCGUGCGCUGCUCACUCUUUAAAUUUGGUUGUCCAAAAUGCAGCAGAUUGUUGUUUGGAAGCAACAUCUUUUUUUAUGUUGGUACAAGCUAUCUACAAUUUUUUCUCCGUGUCUACACAUAGGUGGGAGUUAUUGUCUCGUGCAAUAAAGGAUUCGGCUGACUCGGGGCAGACACUGUUACCUAAGAGAGUGAAUACAACCCGUUGGUUGUCUCGUUUUGAUGCCGUAAAAGCGUUAAAAAGCAAUUACGCUUUGAUUAAAACAUGUUUGAUUGGAAUAUCAACGGAUAUAAAUGAAAAAAACAUAGUAAGAGUUGAAGCAGCUUCUCUAUCGGAAAAACUUGAUUUGUUGGAAAACGGAAUAAUUUUAUCAUUUUGGCUUGACGUUUUACAAAGGGUUAAUGAAGUGAAUAAAUCAGUACAAAAGGAAAAUAUGGAUUUAAGCACAACCGCUCAUCUGUUAUCAUCUUUAGCAGAUUACUUUGAUUUCUUACGUGAUCGUUUUGAUCACUACGAGGCCUUAGGAAUGUUGUUAACAGGGAACGAAAAUUAUGCUGAGAAGAGGAUUAUCAAAAAAAAAUUGCAAUUAGGAGAAAUGAAUUCGGAGGCAAGCUUAAGCCAAAAAGAAAAAAUGCGAACAUAAUGUUAUGUUUGUAUAAUAGACAAUCUUAAGUCGGAGAUUAUUCGCCGAUCUGAUAGUUAUAAAUCUUGUUCAAGAGCAAUUGAAUUUUUGUUUAAACUAAAAGCUACGGAAGAUGAAGAUAUUUUCAGAUCGGCAACCGAAUUACAACAAAACUACAAGGAGGAUUUGGACGAGUAUUUUCCCCAAGAAUGUGUACAUUUAAAUCAUUUGUUAACGUCUCCUCCCCAAUUAAAAAUAGACACUCCUUUAGAAUUGGUACAGGCUUUAUACGAAAAUAAAUUAAUAUCUUCAUUUCCAAACGUUAAUAUUUGCCUGCGUAUUUUUUUCUCCAUAAUGGUCGCAAAUGCAAGUGGCGAACGCUCUCUUUCGACACUAAAAAGGGCAAAGACCUACUUAAGAAAUGCAAUUUCCCAAGAAAAUUUGAACUCCUUAGCAGUCUUAUCCAUUAACGAGGACCUGCUAAAUGAAUUAAAUAUAACUGAUAUCAUCGAAAACUUCUCUUCAGUAAAAUCAAGAAAACAAGCUUUUUAAUAGUAAAGGUAUUUGCUUACCUACCUGAUGUUACCUGUUUGAAUGUUAUUAAGUAAAUUUUUAUUUUACUUUGUGAAGUUCGCCCUUAAUUUUUGCCUUGUAUAUUGUUAGUUUUCAUUUA
Molecule: messenger RNA, 3462 nt
Organism: Diabrotica virgifera virgifera (western corn rootworm)
Lineage: Eukaryota; Metazoa; Arthropoda; Insecta; Coleoptera; Chrysomelidae
Exons: 2
Coding region: 2037-2810 (257 amino acids)
Source: RefSeq, a predicted model, not a curated record